Molecule: messenger RNA, 1464 nt
Organism: Mycotypha africana
Lineage: Eukaryota; Fungi; Mucoromycota; Mucoromycetes; Mucorales; Mycotyphaceae
Product: lung seven transmembrane receptor-domain-containing protein
Exons: 5
Coding region: 1-1464 (487 amino acids)
Biological process (GO): retrograde transport, endosome to Golgi
Cellular component (GO): membrane; Golgi apparatus
Source: RefSeq, a predicted model, not a curated record
AUGAUCCAUGACCCAGAAGUGUUACUUGAUACUCACCCAUCGACUCCUAUUGCUUUUCAGUAUAUCUAUGUUUGUGACUCGACAGCGGUCUCGCAUAAACUCUGUCAAAAAUCGGAACUAGGCCAGUUUAUUGUCAAUCUACCAGAAAAUGAAAUCAAUACAACGAGUAUCAUGACAUCCAGCUUCCCUCUAACAGGAAAUCAAACGGAAAUGGCAUUGUAUAAGAUUGAAUACACAGGGUAUUAUUGUGUAGCUUUAGUACCAACCGAGAGUAAUAAUGCUACCCAGUUUGAAGCGUGGGUUGAAUGGAGUUUUGCUUAUGGUGAAUUACCAGCAGUGGAUUACCCCAAAUUGAUUCUGUAUGGUGUUUUUACUGGUAUUUACUUGGCAGUUGGCGUCUUUUGGGCCGUUCAAAGCUACCGUAAUUGGUCUGAUAUUCUGCCUGUUCAGCACUUUUUAUCCGGUGCUAUAUUUUAUCUUGUAGUCGAAAUGGCGUUCAAUUUUGGUUUCUGGGAGGCGUAUAACCAGUCAGGAAAAGCAUUCUACGAUGAUAAACUAACUGGCACCUAUAAUGCUAGUAUGUCUUUCUUCAUGCUUCUGAUCGUUUGUAUGGGAUACAGCGUUGUCAAACCCAGUUUAGGUUCUACUAUGAAGAAAUGCAUCAUUCUUGCUUGUACUCAUUUCUUCUUUGGCGUAAUUUAUACCCUCGGCACAAUGAUCAUGUCGCCAGAAACGGCGGGUCUACUGAUUUUAUUGGUCAUUUUCCCCCUUUCUAUCACUAUGACACUUUUCUAUGUCUGGACUCUCAAUUCGAUCACAGGCACGAUCCACGAUUGCGAACUCCGUAAGCAGCACGUCAAGGUGACCAUGUAUAAACGACUCUAUCGCCUUCUUGUGUUUUCCGUUUUUGCGGUGAUCGGCAUCUUUAUUUUCAAUAUGCUUGCUUUUUCAGGUCGUAUGGAGAUCGAUUGGGCGGCUAAGAAUUGGAAGUACCGUUGGGUCAUGUUGGAUGGUUUGCUGAACAUUCUUUAUUUUGUCGUCUUUUUGGUGAUUGUCAUUCUGUGGAGACCUACCAGUAACAAUGCAAGGUACGGGUUGAUGCAAAUCAGUCAAGAUGAAGAAGAAGCCCUGGAUUUGGAGGAACGUCUUGGAAGAGCAGGAGACGACAAUGAGGAUGAACAUGAUCCUACUGGAAAUAGACCGUUCAAUAAUACCCGUAACCGUCACGAUCAGCAUGACAUCAAUGAUGCUGCUAUCUUUGAUUUAGGAGGUGAACUGAGUGAGGAUGACGAUGAAGAAGAAGAUCAUCCUCCUUUGUUUCAUCAGAAAAAUUCGAGCAAUAAGAAUGACAAGGGUAGCAUGAUGAAACAAGGUUACCAGCAAAGUUCUAAUAAAGGAGCUGAGCAAAGCGCCUUAUUGCAUGUAGAACAAGAUGAGGAUGAUUUUGAUGAAAAUGAUCAGUAA